AGGAGUCGACGCAAACUCUGUGCGCCUGCGCGCCGCCUGCUCACUCAGCCAACAUGGCGCCCGUGGAGCACGUUGUGGCGGACGCUGGGGCUUUCCUGCGGGAUGCGGCUCUGCAGGACAUCGGGAAGAACAUUUACACCAUCCGGGAGGUGGUCAGUGAGAUUCGGGACAAGGCCACGCGCAGGCGGCUCGCGGUCCUGCCCUACGAGCUGCGGUUCAAGGAGCCCUUACCGGAAUACGUGCGGCUGGUAACUGAGUUUUCAAAGAAAACAGGAGACUACCCCAGCCUCUCUGCCACGGACAUCCAAGUGCUUGCGCUUACAUACCAGUUGGAAGCAGAGUUUGUUGGGGUGUCUCACCUAAAACAAGAACCACAGAAGGUUAAAGUGAGUUCAUCAAUUCAGCACCCAGAAACACCUCUGCACAUUUCUGGUUUCCACCUUCCCUCCAAGCCUAAACCCCCACAAGAAACAAUAGAGAAAGGACGCCUAGCUUGUGAGCCUGAGAACCUGGAAUUUAGUUCCUUCAUGUUCUGGAGAAACCCUCUGCCCAACAUUGAUCAUGAACUGCAGGAACUGCUGAUUGACAGAAGUGAGGAUGUUCCAAGUGAGGAGGAGGAGGAGGAGGAGGAAGAAAACGGGUUUGAAGACAGAAAAGAAGACAGCGAUGACGAUUCGGGUGGCUGGAUAACCCCCAGCAACAUCAAGCAGAUCCAGCAGGAGCUGGAGCAGUGUGACGUCCCCAAGGACGUCCAGGUCGGCUGCGUGACCACAGACUUUGCCAUGCAGAAUGUUCUGCUGCAGCUGGGGCUGCACGUGCUGGCGGUGAACGGCAUGCUGAUCCGCGAGGCCCGGAGCUACAUCUUGCGCUGCCACGGCUGUUUCAAGACAACCUCUGACAUGAGCCGAGUGUUCUGUUCACACUGUGGGAACAAGACCCUGAAGAAAGUGUCCGUGACUGUCAGUGACGACGGCACCCUGCACAUGCACUUCUCCCGCAAUCCCAAAGUGCUGAACCCCCGAGGGCUCCGGUACUCGCUUCCCACUCCCAAAGGGGGCAAAUACGCCAUCAACCCCCAUCUCACCGAGGAUCAGCGCUUCCCCCAGCUACGACUCUCCCGAAAAGCCAGGCAGAAAACCAAUGUGUUUGCCCCCGACUACACCGCUGGGAUGUCACCCUUCGUAGAGAAUGACAUCUCUAGCCGCUCAGCCACACUGCAGCUCCGGGACAGCACCUUGGGAGCUGGGCGGAGACGCUUAAAUCCCAAUGCUUCCAGAAAGAAGUUUGUGAAGAAAAGGUGAAAUGCGAGUUCCCAUAGACAGACUGGAUGGCUGUGGUGGCUGCUGAGGAGUUCCAGUGUCCCAUUUCCCCAGGCGGGUGUCACAGUGCAGCCUUGCCUGGCCAUGCUCUGCUGGGUCAGCAGGGAACUGGGCCGUCUGUAGCCUGUGAAAAUGCGGACCGCCUGGCCGCCUGCCACAUGAAGGAGAAUUAGAUAAAAACAGAAAGACCACCACCCUGGAUCCAAUCUUCAAGAAAGGACUUUCCAAAGGAGAAUAUUUUUCUAAUAAAUGUGGCUGCAAGCUCCAGCACAUUUUUAUUAAACAGGCCAAAUUUCUGCUGCUUAGGUCAUGUCAAGGCCAACACUUGAGCUGCAUGCUCAGAGAUCAAGCAUUGAGAUUUAUCUUUCUGCCAGAAAAUACAAGGUUAUAAUAAAACUAAGGACUACCAUUUUCUUUUCCUUUUCACCUUUUUUUUGAGACAAGUUUCCAUCAUUCUGGAAAGUGCAGUGUGGUGAGCUCCCAGACGGCCUUUCACCUGGAUUCUCCACGGUUCUGCCUCAUCUGCUUUUUCUGCACACACAGUCACAAAGUAUAAGUCUCCUAGGAAAAUGAUAUUCUUUUACAUAACCACAGUAGUCAGCAAAUUCAAGAAGUAUCACGGUACGUUACUAUUACCUCAUAUAAUCAGCACUGGAAAUCACCGUGUAUCAGUUCAUAGAGAUCUUCAUUUUUCAGCUGCCUCGUAUUGUCAAGAGCUACCAAACAAACUCUCUGUUAAGUACUUACCCGACUUUAGCCUGUUUAAUCCAUAGAACGUUAAUAAAGGGUAUGGCUGCUGCAGUCCUGAGCUGCAGGAGGUUAAAAGAGUUUAACCUCAACGUAGCUUAAAAGUGACAGCCUGCGAGUGGCCAGGCCAAGAUUUCAACUUUGUCUGUGCUUUUAAGUAAAUGUGCCAGUGGAGACGGUAGGAAGGAGGGUGAACACUGCCUGCUUUCUGUCUCCAUCUUUCUGAAACUCCUGCUCUUAGGAGGAUUGAUGGCUUGACACCUACCUGGAGCACAGGGUGCUGGGGGAGAGGGAUACAUGGCUGGUAUCCACAGGAACCACUGAGGAUAACAGAUACCCAGGUUCCCAGACAGGCUUAAGGAUGGCUCUGAGCUAAUGUAAAAAGUGUAUCAUCCACAACACAGAGAAAAGCAAGGGGGCUUUGGGGACUUGUGCAGAAAAGCAGCCACCCAGGUGGACACAAUGCAUUAGCAGCUGACUCAUGAGGAUGUUUGUGUUCUUUCAUCAGAAGGAGAGGACUCCUGAGAAUUCUACUCUUGCUUUUUGUUUCUAGAUAACGAAAACAACAAAGCUCUGUGGUUCUGGCCUGCUCCCUGGGGACGUAGGGGGACCCUGAGGACACUGUUUUCAGUUGCUACAUAAUGCCUGGUACAUACUCCUGGGAUAGAGGCCUGCUUCAGAAAAUACCAGGGAAUUGUACAGCCUUGGUACUGAGAGCAAAUUAAAGCUGGAAGAAACCGUGAAGCCAGAGAAGAGCACUGGCAGCUGACUGGGAAUGAAACUCAAGAAUUCUUAUUCUAACUCUGAGAGCAAGUUAGGGGUUAGGAGCUGACCGUGGGUCCCAAUGGCCUGGGUACAAAUUCUGAACUACAUCACUGACUGGCUGUGUAAUCACAGACAAGUGUCAUAACCACUUGGUGUCUCA
Messenger RNA from Sapajus apella (tufted capuchin), 2991 nucleotides. It is a transcript of the gene NOB1, whose product is annotated as NIN1 (RPN12) binding protein 1 homolog. Gene Ontology annotation, cellular component: preribosome, small subunit precursor. Gene Ontology annotation, molecular function: RNA endonuclease activity. NCBI's taxonomy places the organism in Eukaryota, Metazoa, Chordata, Mammalia, Primates, Cebidae. The record is from RefSeq and is a predicted model, not a curated record. Gene Ontology annotation, biological process: maturation of SSU-rRNA; ribosomal small subunit biogenesis. The transcript is spliced from 10 exons. The coding region runs from base 54 to 1301 and encodes 415 amino acids.